This is a messenger RNA of Polyodon spathula (Mississippi paddlefish), 4893 nucleotides long. RefSeq names its product protein FAM13A-like. Lineage: Eukaryota; Metazoa; Chordata; Actinopteri; Acipenseriformes; Polyodontidae. The record is from RefSeq and is a predicted model, not a curated record. Bases 233 to 2269 code for a protein of 678 amino acids. The transcript is spliced from 18 exons.
AAACAGUUUGUUUAAAUUGUGGUCGCAACAAGAACUGUGAUUAAAAAAAAAAUAAUAAAAAAAAUAAAAUAAAAGAGGCCUUAGCACCCACCUUUGCAUGGUACCAUUGGGCACUUAGAUUACAAAAUCAAAGAGUGAAGGAGCACUCAAGUCUGCACCCCAGCCUGGGCAAUCAGCAGGGAUCCCACAGUUCAGGCUGAGAAUAUCAGAAACACCCCGCAGUCUGGAAGAGAUGGAACGGGCUGAUGGGAUGUCUGAAAAUAUUGUUAAGAGGACAGAGUCUGUGACCAGCUCUCAAGAUGAUGAAAGGCCAAUGUCUCCAUUUUACAUGAGUGCCCAGAUCUCAUCUGUCAGUCAUAAACCAGCAUCUGAAGAUCACUUGGAGAAGACAAUCAGAUCAGCGGUGGAGCAGCACCUCUUUGAUGUGCACAGCUGUGGGGGUCAAAGUUCAGAGGAAUCUGAAUCAGGGACGUCAUCCUCCACUUCAUCAUUGACUACCAGGCAGAGGAGACGACAUCUGAGAGAUCAGGAUGAGACAUGGAGGCACAAAGACAUGGACGAUAUCAAUAAAGAGAAUAUUCCCUCUGUAUUCAGCACGACCGAAGACAGUAAACCGGACUCACUGGACGGAGAGAAGAAGCAGAGAGACAGCAGCACCUCUUACAUCGAGGAGAGCUUGAAGCUGAAGAGGCAAGUGUCCAUCACCAAGCUUUCUGAGCUGAAAGAAAACAAGGAAGGCUUGAUUGUAAUGGAAUGUUUUGGCACAUUGAGUCUACAGGACAGAACAAGGUCAGAGUACAUGGAUUGUCUAUCAGCAGAAAGAAAUGAAAACCAAAACGAUGAUGACUCUGUACUGCUACCACUGAACUCAGCUAUGAAGAUUCAGGAGGUGCAGAGUGGCUGCGAGACAGCUAAAACGCAAAGAAACCAAGAAGCGGAUGUUUGUGAAGAAAGCUCUGUACCGGAGGUUCCUAGACUGGAUUUGUCAGCCUUGACGGAGGACAACAACUGGGGAGAGCCAGUGCCAGCCUGCCCGUCGUGGCAGAGGGAACAUAUUCACAUGGAGGAAGCCUGCCUCUCCCCACAAGCCGGGGGGCACCUGAUCCGCCAGCUCAUGGACGAGGACAGUGACCCCAUGCUCUCACCACGCUUUUACGCCUUCGGGCAGAGCCAGCAAUACCUGGAUGACCCAGAAGUGCCCCCCUCUCCCCCCAAUGCUCACUCCUUCAUGAGCAGGAGGCGGAGCGCUUCGCUGGGCUCAUGCGAAGAUGACAGAGAAGAACUCACAAGUGCACAAAUCUCCAAGAAGAUCCAGAGCUUAAAGAAGAAGAUCAGGAAAUUUGAAGAAAAGUUUGAAGAGGAGAGGAAAUACAGGCCUUCUCACAGCGACAAGGCAGCUAACCCUGAGCUGUUAAAGUGGAUGAAUGAACUUGCCAAGUUACGAAAACAGCUGAAAGAGAUGAAGGUUAAGCUUUCUGAAGAAGGCCUGCCUCCUCAGACUCGCCAGCGCAGCUACACCCUCCCGAAGAGCUUUGGCUCCCAGCUAGAGAAGCAGGAAGCUGCUGAGAAAGCAGCAAAACCCACUUUGGAGGACACACUGGAGGCUGUCCAGAAGAAGCUGCAAGAGAAGCGAGCCGAGGUCAACCGCCCCGAGGAUAUCAAGGACAUGACCCGGGAGCAGAUCUCCACAGAGAAGGGUGCUCUGCAGAAGGCUCUGCUAUACUAUGAGAGCAUACACGGGAGGCCAGUUACAAAGAGCGAGAGGCAGGUCAUGAAGCCUCUUUAUGAUAGAUACCGUCUUGUCAAGCAGAUCCUUUGCAGGGCAUCCACCAUUCCUGUGAUUGAGGAGGAGGAAGAUGGCUCAGAAGAUGAAAACCAACCAAAGACAGACUUCACUGUAACCUUGAAGCCGGAUUUCAGUGUACGCAACUUCCUGGACCAGCUGGACGAGGCAGGGGACGGCUUUAUCUCACCAGUGGACGAUAAAUCACCAUCCAAGAACACUACUGACAUGAGGCUGUCCAACCUACACUCUGCCACCAUGCCUGAACUUGUUGAGCAGCUUCAGGAUGCACGGGAAGACAAAAAGAGACUCCGCAAGAAACUGAGAGAAUUUGAAAAUACGUUUUUCAGGCAAAAUGCAAGAAAUGUGCAGAAAGAAGAGCGCACACCAAUGGCUGACGAGUACAGCGAAUACAAGCAUGUUAAAGCCAAGUUAAGGCUUCUGGAAGUUCUCAUCAGCAAGAUGGAUUCUUCAAAGACCAUGUAAAUAAUUGGAAGAACUGUGUUCUGUGGAAUUCCACUAUUUAAUAAAAUAACAAGAAGAGGAUGAUCACAAAAACAAAGAGUAACAGUAACACAAAUACUGAAACUUUCUAUCAACUCAAUAGCAUUUUUUUCCUGAUGAACAACAGUGUUUAUUGCUUUUAAAGUGCCAUACAGAGUCACCAGCAACUUCUGAUGGACUUUUCUAGGAUGACUGAUGUUUUGUUAACCUCUAUCGUCAGAGGCACUGAACACUACACACAUACACACAGUUGAUUCCAGUGCAGAUCCAUUUUCAUACUGGUUUCCAGCAGCUGCAGUAUUGAAACCUCUUACUGUAAAGCUUCAAAUAAAGCUGGUUGGUGUGAAAUCCUGAGAUUCUGACCCAUUUCCAAAGAUAAGUUACAAAUCUGAAGGAUACAGGAGCAGAACAAUAACUUGGAAUCGUGCAUUACCUGAAAAUAAUUUCUAAUGGUUAUUUAAGUAGGUAACGUUAUCUGGGUGUGUAAGCCUUAUAUAAGCUUGAGAAAAAAGAAGUUGUGUAGUUUGAGAUGCCUAGUGUAAAAAGGAGUGAUUUUUAAAGCUAUUGCAAAUUGAUGCCAUAUCAAUUUUAAUUCUGCUUUGUGAUUUAAGCAAAUAAGGGGUGAUCAGACUGCUUUCUUUUCAUGUAAAAAGACAGACAACUGUGAUGGGAGUGCCAUCAAAUGAGUUGCAGGUAAAUUAGUAUUCAUCUCUACGUCACGUGCUGGGCAAGAUAUUGCUUACGAGAGGCAUUGUAGCACUGUGUUCCUAAUCUCUGUUUGUUAUCAGUUUAACAUGGGUCAUUAGAUCUAUCUUUAUUGUUGUCAUGAGGUUGAUUUACAAGUACAAAAACAAGGUUACUUUAAAGGAACUCGAAAGGGUAUUAUUCACAGCAAAGGAAAACAGUAUGUAGAACAGUUGUAAAUAGCUUUGAGGCGUCUCAAUGUACAUAAACCCUGGCAGCACGAGUUCAUUUUUGUUGUCCUGCAGCAGCAAUGAAACGCCACCACAUCCGUCUCUUAUGUUAGGAGCUGCUGUGUUUUGGCCAAUCUUUUAUUUUACUUCAAGUAACAAUUUUGGUGGCAUUGAAAUUCAGCAAGUUAUUUCUUUAAACCAAUAUGCUUGUGCAGUUCAUAGGCAUGGUUAUAGUUCUUAAAUUCACUAUAUUAUUAAUGUGUGAUUGGUGCCAUAACAUUUGAAAUGUUUUAUUAAAUGCAAAAGGAUAACUAGUAACUAAUGCAGUACUAAGUUACUAUAAAAACCGGUGUACAAGUGGCCCCCCCUUUCUGAGACAACAAUUUCAGGAAAAAGCCUAUAGGUCACACCGGUGUAUAAGUCGCUGCCCCCUUUUUAAGACCCCCCCGAAAAUUCCUAGAAAAUAGACUUAUACAAAGGUUUUUUACAGUAUAUUGUCAGCUACUUAUAUAUUUUGAAUGCAGGUCUUCAAGUAAUUGUGUUUGAGAAAAACUACAGACUGGGGGAAUAGAAGACUACAUUUAUCAAAAGAUUGCCACAUUCUAAUACACAUCUCUAAUCUCUAUUAAUGAAUCUUAAAUCAAAGGUUAUACUUUGGGUGUUGGGGAGGGAGAACAAAUGAUUUAACCAAAACCAAAUUUUAACAAGGCUUAAAUCAUCAUCGCGAAAAAAAAAGCUAAUAUUAGUUUAAUCAAAAAAAGUGAGAUGAUGAGGAUUAUGUUUAAAUUAUAUAUAUAUAUGGCUAAUAGAAGUGCUUAUAACAUUGCAGUUUGCAUCAUUUUUCAACGCAUGCAUUUAAAUGAUCCAAAGAGAAAAUUAAUUAAAUGACCACAAUAGACCAAAACAGUGUGGGGUACAUUGUAGCUUUAUUUUUUUCGUAGCACAAAUAUUUGGUUGUUCUCUACUGAAAUGUUGUAGUAAUUUACUUUGCUACUGGUUAAAUCAUAAAAUAAUCAUGUAUUUUUGGAAAUCUAAGCAAAGCACAAAACAGGAGUAGAGCAUGGAUUCACAUGGAUACUUGAUUCCAGUCACUGUUUUGUUAUGAUUGCAUUUAGGAGAUAGAUAUGUUGAAAUUAAGAUUGUUUUCUAUUGUUUCUGCUACUGAAUUUUUCAAAUGCUGCUUUAUGAAUGAUUGUCCAUUAUGGGCGCAUUGAUUUGAAACAACAGCCUCACCAGAGCUAAUUAGUUCACUCCCAUUGGUUAAUAGCAAGCUGUUAUCUAGAUAAUUCUUAGCUGCUUCAAAACACCUAACAUGUGCAUAUGAACUUUUUAAUACAGUGAUCACUUGUAGAUUUCAUUGUAUUUCUUGUGCUUGUUUGUCAGACUAGACAUUUGCAUGCUGUUGUGAACCAUAUUUUUUUUCUGUACUUAAACUGAAAGACUAAAAGCCAAUUGGAUAAAUCCUUAUCAUAACACCAUUCAAAGCCUAUAGUAAGCAUUAACCAGGUACACUGUUUUUUUUUUUGUAAGUGGUCUGAAAAGUGAAUUUGUUCUUUUGUGAAUGUGGACCCAGAUCUAUGUUUACAUUACAAAGUAAGCAAGCCGAUUUAUUGAACUUAAUUACACCGUGUAACAAAUUUUCUUUUUUUUUUUUUUGUUCCUGGGUAGUAAGUGUUAUUUCCUAAUUGCUAU